UUAGAGUUUAGACAGAGAUUUUAGAGUUUAGAGAUUAAAGCCAACAUACAAACACGAAUAUUCUGCUUGAUUUGCGUUAGUAAAGUCCCCACUUAUAUAAGGUGGAACUCCGUUUUGGGUUACCUAUCGAAGAAAGCAUUCGCCAUGGAGGAAAUCAAGAAGUUUGACAAGCUCGCCUUCCUGGAAAGCUACCUGCUGAAGCACAAGGAACUGGGCAAGCGACAGCGCGAGUACAAGAAGAUCCUGUCCAGCAAACUCAAGACCCGCAAGGAGACUAUCAUCGAGGCCAGCUUUGAGACGGCCAUCGACCAGCUGGAGGAGGAGAAGAACGAUCUGCGGGCCCAGAUCUGGGUGGCCAGUGGCACAACCCACAAAAAACAGAACAAUCGCUGGCUGGAACUGAUCCGCUGCCAUGUCGAGUGCCAGGAGAACCUGUCGCAGGACAUAAAUUCGCUGAAGACAUCGAUUUCCAACAUGGAGAAGGAGAUAAGUCGCAUGUCCAAGCAAAUAUACAACCUGAAUCGUUUAACCAUUCCGGAUCAGCAACAUCAGGCCUAUGUGAUGCGGGCCCGGAAAAGGAUGACCAUUUUGGAGAAUUCGCUGGAGGUGGGAGUGCGUCAGGAGUGCGGUUUCACGGCGGCCAAUGCGGAUCUGCGAGAGCAGCUCAUCCGCAUCCUGAAUCACCGCACCUUCUUCAAUGAUUCAUACACCAAAAUGGUGCAGAAGCUGAACAGCGAGAAAAAGUAUCUCAUAGAUCUGAUCGAGUACGCACUGAAUACCUUCGAUGGCUGCAUUGAGGUGUACGAGAAAAUUGAUUUGCUGGCCAAAAGGGAGGCCAAGGAGCGCGACAUGAGACGCGUGGAGAUGCAGGGCAUUAUGCGAAAGGUGGCAGCCGAUGGGGACAACACCGCCUUCCUGAAUUGCAAGUCUAAGCCUCGAGAGCUGGCCGAUCUGCAGCCCAAGGAGUACAAGCGAAGGGACGAAUUCCGACGGGUGCACAACAAAAAGAUCAAUCUCUACAACUCGGUGCUGCAGAAGAUCCUCCAGUAUACAGACUCUAGCAAUAUGGACGAGGUGAUCGACAAGUUUCAGCAGCAGGAGAGUCUCUAUUACUCGUUCUUCAACUAUGCCAACGAAAUGAGCUACCACAUAACUAUGCUGAAUAAUUCGGUGAAUCGCCUGUUUGAGGACAUAGUCAACCUGAAAAAGGAUAACUCCAACACGUUGCAGGACCAACUGGAUCAGAUCUCCAGCCUGGAGAACAAGGUGCGUACCAAACAGGAAUCCAACAUGGAACUGCACAAGGCGCGGGAAAACAACGAUGCACGUUUGGAGAAUCUUCUACAGGGCGUGGAGACGGUCUGCGAGAUGUGUUCCAUUGAUGCCAGUCCGCUGACCAAGCUCCUUGGUGACCACACCCACGUCAAUCUGGUUAAUGUCAAUCGAUUCCUUAAGCUUCUCGAGACAAGGGUCCAGGAGCUGACGGCUAGUGUUUAUGUGAUGGAGCGCCAAGAGGAGGGUCGCUUCGACUAUGUGGUCAAGCAGAUCGAGAAGAUUUGCGAGCUGCCCACCGAUCUCAAUGACAUUGUGCUCACCCAACAGUGUCCCGAGUGCGCCGAGGGCGAAGCCUUCAACAUGGAUGAGGGCGGCGAUGGUGUGCUUGUCCACACGGUUGCCGAGGCCAAGAAGAAGCUGUACGAGAAGGUCACGCAGCCGGAGAUGCAGUACCGCCUGCACAGCAUCAGCCAGUGUCGUUUGCCGCGAUCCCGCCUCCUGGCCGCCAAGCGCAACAUGUAGUCCUGGAAUACAUGUCACAAACCACAUUCCCUUUAGUUUCGGUUUCAAAUAUGCAUAUGUGCAACAUUUUUCGGUUAGAUAUCUAGGACUAGAAUCGUCUGAUCCUCAUGUUUCGGUUGCAAUUAUAAUAAAUUCCCAAGUUAACCUACAGCUU
Messenger RNA from Drosophila simulans, 1951 nucleotides. RefSeq lists its product as uncharacterized. NCBI's taxonomy places the organism in Eukaryota, Metazoa, Arthropoda, Insecta, Diptera, Drosophilidae. The record is from RefSeq and is a predicted model, not a curated record. The transcript has a single exon. The coding region runs from base 145 to 1797 and encodes 550 amino acids.